GGUCGCUGGGAGGGGCGGUGUUGUGUACUAGUGGAAGUGCUUUUCCGUACAGUUAAAAGGUUGGCACUGGCAAAGAACCUGACUGCUGGAGGAGCAAUAAGAAUGAGACAACACCUGGCACUGCACGGCUUGACGUGUACACACAGUGUCAUUCAUGCAAUAUCUAACUAAUUCACUAGAAAUGGAGAAGAAGCAACUAACAGAACAUAUCUUGAAUCAUGCUUUGGGUAUUAUAUACUUGCUGACUGAAGAGCUAGGUCUGUACAGUCCAUGGGAUUUGUCCUAGGCAAAAUGCUUCACUCUUGCGGCACAUAAUUGACUCACUGUUGAUAAAGGAGAUGAACAAUAAACAGUUAAGUGUGAGAAUCUUGAACCAUGCACUUGGAAUCAUCUACUUUCUCAGUGGUGAGGAAUAUGCCAUUGUGAAAAGGAAUUCACCACACAGCGGCAUUCAUCAAUUGACUGGAGAGGUACCUAUAACAUGUGGUGAUGUCUCUGUCUAUUUCUCUAUGGAUGAGUGGGAUUAUAUUGAAGGACACAAGGAACUGUAUGAAGAUUUGGUGGAGAAAUACCAGAACAAUAGCGACGUGAAAGUCACAGAUAUCGGGAAAUCUGAAGUAAACUUAUAUGAAGAAAACAGCACUGCUCCUGUUCUAUGCAGAGAACGAGAUGAGUAUGGCAUACAUGAAAAUCGCAAAAUAAUAGAAACUAGAAUCCACUCUAACUCCUGUGCAGAAAUCCAAGAUGAAAAUAUCAACAAUGUGUGCCUUACCUAUAGUGAAGAAACAGAAGUGGAGAAUGAUAUGGUUGAAAUUGAAUCCAACAUCUGUGCAGAUGAAUUUACUGCUGGGCUCGUAUCAGAUGCAGAAGAAACCGAAGAGCCACGUGUAACAAAAGAGGAGGAAUCUCCAAAGCUCAAGUCUUGUGAAACUACAACUAUCUUGCAUUCCAUACUGGCAGAUGAAUCCAUUAGCAGAAAUAUUCUGAGUCUGCACUCACCACCCAAACAAUCGGAUAAGAAAAUGGAAAAUAUUGGCAAUAUAUCGCAUGUGUUUCAAAGUAAACAUGGGGAACAAAAUCUACCUGCUGAUUCAACCACUUGGAGUACAGAAAACUUCACCUCUUCUAAUAUUUCUUAUCAGUAUAGCAAAACAAACUCUCAGGACACCGGUAAUGUUGAAUGGAACAGUAUAGAAGUAAAGCUAGAAAUGAGCAGCGAUGGUGAACAUUCUAGUCGAGAGCAAAGUUGCAGAGACUUUCAGUCACUGCACGAAGGGGAUACUGAAGGAGAGAAGAUCCAUAAGUGUAAUGUGUGUGGAAAACAAUUUGGAUACAAGUGUUAUCUGACUGUACACCUGAGAACACACACAGGCGAGAAGCCCCAUAAGUGUGAUGAAUGUGGAAAAUACAUUGCCUCAAAAGCAAAACUUAUUAUUCACCAAAGAACGCACACAGGGGAGAAACCAUAUAGCUGUAAGGAAUGUGGAAAGCAAUUUCGUUCAAAGCCUUAUCUUGUAGAACAUAUGAGGACACACACAGGGGAAAAGCCACAUAGAUGUGAUGAUUGUGGGAAGCAGUUUGCUUAUAAAUCUAGAUUAAUUGUACAUCAAAGAACACAUACAGGAGAAAAACCUCAUAGAUGUUAUCAAUGCGGAAAGCACUUUGAUUAUGUAUGUUAUCUUAUAAGACAUUUGAAGACACACAAAUGGUAGAAGUAUAGAUUUCAAAAAUAAAUUGCUAAUUUCAAGGGAAAAAAGGCUAAAAUCUUUUGAGAAAUUAAGAGAGACUUCAUCGUGUUAACAGAGGGAAACACUUCUGGCAGGAAUUUUAUUGUCUGCAAAACAGAAUGUGCAGAAAGAGUUAUUUCACUGCAACAUGUUGAGAAGCAGUAUUAAGUAACAACUUGCUCUGUUUGAAUGAUCUGUAGUCGGCUGCAGUAAUGUCCUUAAAGAUGUCAUUUUAUAGGGAACAUCACCUACUUCUGUGAUAGUAAGGGAUUAAUAAAUGCUUGGUUUUGGAGGUUGUCCUUACUGGCAUCCAUGCCAUUAUCCUGAGAGGUGCUGGAAAAAAUGGUUGUUUUAGUGUAUUACCAUUACAGACUAAAAGAAUGGGUCAUAAAAAGUUACAAUGCAAGGUAAAAAUUCUUUUUAGAAUGCUCAUUGGUUAAAACAAAAUUAAAGCACUUUUGCAAAUUAU
This is a messenger RNA of Xenopus laevis (African clawed frog), 2196 nucleotides long. RefSeq names its product zinc finger protein 578. The transcript has 10 exons. NCBI's taxonomy places the organism in Eukaryota, Metazoa, Chordata, Amphibia, Anura, Pipidae. The record is from RefSeq and is a predicted model, not a curated record. Bases 339 to 1712 code for a protein of 457 amino acids.